Drosophila obscura is the source of this 1172-nucleotide messenger RNA. RefSeq lists its product as uncharacterized. The transcript has 4 exons. The record is from RefSeq and is a predicted model, not a curated record. Lineage: Eukaryota; Metazoa; Arthropoda; Insecta; Diptera; Drosophilidae. The coding region runs from base 99 to 1172 and encodes 357 amino acids.
AUCUCUUCAAUGAUUAAUGCAACGGAAAUUCCAGUUCGCAAAUAUUUUUGGAAGAAUGUUCAGCAAAUUUAUUGAAGAAGAUGCCAGAAACUUGAAGCAUGCAAAGAAAUUCCACCGCCAGCAUGCACCUGCAACGACUGAAACCGGUUGGCAGAUGUUCGCAUAUGGCCACCCUGCAGCCGAUGCCACUCCAUCACAUGGACGACGAACAGCUGGAUUUAGCGACGCCACCGCUGCCCAUUAAUCCGCCACCGAAACUGCUCGCCAAUGGGAUUAUCUACGGCUUUCGGACACGUCACUUGUCCUGCAUCGAGGAGAACGACGCCGACUCGCUGGCCGGCAGCUCCAUUCCGCAUGCCUACGACAUGAUGCAGCAGGCGGACGAGACCUUCCAGAAGCUCAACGCCAAUGCAGAGCAGAGCUGCGAGGAGGAGGACGAGGAGGGUCAGUCUGGUAGCGAGGAUGGGGAUGGGGAUGCGGAUGCGGAUGAUACGAUUGCCAUGAUCGAUGAGUCGCGACUGUGCGAUGCCGAUUAUCUGGACGAGCUGGUGGCCGAUGAGCAGCAGCAGCAGCAAGAGGAGUCCUCGGAUCUAGUCGAUUCGGGCAAUGUGGAAGAGGACUACUGGCAGCACAGCUUCAAUCGCAACGACAUUAUGAUGACCUCCGUCUACGGCACACUGAACGGCUCCAUGGCCAGUGAAAACUCCUCGACAGCCCCGCCCGCCUACUCAGAGAUGGGCACACCCAAAAAAGAAAGAGAACAACCCGAGCCCGUUUAUGCCACGCCCGAGAAGCGUCGCGCCAGCAACCGCAGCUUCGACUCCACCUGCGCCUCCCUCACCAGCUCCAUCUACGGCGGCUCCAUGAACUCAUCCCUUGAUCUCAAGUACUCCUCGCUGGUCGUCUCAGUGGGCGGCGGCGGCGGCGGAGGCGACUCUGGCGGCAUCAGUGCCACUAGCACACUGCGCGGCACCUCCGUCCCACCCAUGGACAUCUCCAUGAUGUCCAGCGAUGGCGUGAGUGCCCUCGACUGGAGCUCGGCCAGCGUUAGCUACGGCCUCCUGGACACGGACGAUGCCAAUCCCGAGGAGGAGCUGAACGAGGAGGCGUCCGCCAAGUGCCUGAGCGCGGCAGAGUCCGAUGUUGGUUAUGGCAAAGAUUUCUACACAUAA